Messenger RNA from Hippocampus comes (tiger tail seahorse), 3446 nucleotides. It is a transcript of the gene snx13, whose product is annotated as sorting nexin 13. The record is from RefSeq and is a predicted model, not a curated record. The transcript is spliced from 26 exons. NCBI's taxonomy places the organism in Eukaryota, Metazoa, Chordata, Actinopteri, Syngnathiformes, Syngnathidae. The coding region runs from base 262 to 3174 and encodes 970 amino acids. Gene Ontology annotation, molecular function: phosphatidylinositol binding. Gene Ontology annotation, cellular component: early endosome.
AACGGGGCGCUGGAGACGUACACCUCACAAACAUGGCGACGCUCGAAAGCGAAUACGGAGAUUGGAAAUACGACCGUUUUUAACCGUGAAGAAAGCAGUCCCGUUGGCGUGUUACGAUGUGGCGGGGUUAACCAGGGCCACCGGACGCCUUUUGAACGAUGUUCGCAGAGCUUUAGGCACCAACUGUCCGGGCGCCCGAAGGGGAUCUGCAUCCCAAAAUGUGACUCCAAUCUUCCUUUAACGCUUUCUGGUAGUGUUUGCAUGAUGACAGAACCCCAUCAGGCCAGUCUGUCCUUUUGGGGAUGGGGGGGUCUUGGAGUAGUGCUGUUCCUCGUCACUUUCGGACCCUUCGCCAUAUUCUACCUGGCCUUUUACAUCCUCUGCUUCAUCGGCGGGGGCUUUGCUGUCACUCUGCUUUACGGGAAGAUCAACUCGGAGAAGUACUUGGAGAGGUGCGAGCACUCCUACCUGCCGCCCCCACCAAUUGGUAUUUUAAAGACGCUGGAUGAGAUGAAGCUGGAGAUGAAGCCCAUCAAGAUCGACAGGCGACUGACUGGCUCGAGUUUCAUCGAUGAACCUCUGCAACAGGUGAUCCAGUUUGCCUUGAGAGAUUAUAUCCAGUACUGGUACUACACUUUGAGCGAGGAUGAGUCUUUCUUAUUGGAGAUCAGACAGACGCUGCAGAACGCCCUCGUCCAGUUCUCCACGCGGUCCAAAGAAGUGGACUGGCAGCCUUACUUCACCACUCGCCUGGUGGACGACUUUGCCACCCAUUUGCGUGUCUUUCGUAAAGCUCAGGAUCGUCUCCCAGACAAAGAGGAUAAACAAAGGGACAACAUAACAGAGGAGCUGAUCGACUCGUUUUUCGAGGCCGAAGUGGAGAUGGAGAGGAAGAUUUGUCGAGACGUAGUCUGCACUUCCCUGAAGGAUGAAGAAGGUUUCCUUCGAGACUUGUGCGAGUUGCUUCUGUAUCUCUUACUACCUCCCGGAGACUUCCACAACAAGAACAUGAGAUAUUUUUUAAGAGAGGUGUUGGCGCGUGGCGUCCUGCUGCCUCUCAUCAACCAGCUGAGUGACCCGGACUACAUCAACCAGUUUGUCAUCUGGAUGAUCCGAGACUCCAGCUGUAACUAUGAAGCCUUCAUGAACAUCCUGAAACUGACAGACAAGCCAGCGGAGCUGGAGGCCGUGAAGGAUAUGGUGAUGGAGGAGCUGCAGUACUUGCGUUCGCUGGACACAGCAGGAGAUGACAUCAACGUGAUCAAGAACCAAAUCAACAGUCUUCUGUUUGUAAAGAAGGUGUGUGAGACCAGGAUCCAGAGACUACAAUCUGGCAAGGAAGUGGACGCUUUGAAGCUCGCGGCCAACUUCGGCAAGCUGUGCGUCAUCCCGCUGGAUCACAUCCUCGUCCACAACAUCGCCCUGCAGUUCUUCAUGGAUUUCAUGCAGGCAGCCGGCGCCCAGGCCGAGCUCUUCUUCUGGCUCACGGUGGAAGGCUACAGGGUGACGGCGCAGCAGCAGCUGGAGGCGAUGCAACGCUGGCAUAAAGACGGCAAGAGGCAACCCAACGCCACCAAGGGGCUCCUCAAGGCGGCCGCGCUGGGGGUCUUUGAGCAGUACCUCUCUGACAAGGCCUCUCCGCGGGUUCAAGUCAACGAGGACUCGAUAACACGCUUAGGGGAAAAGCUGCAGAAAGACGAUCCCACGCCAGAAAUAUUUGACGAUAUCCAGAGAAAAGUGUACGACAUGAUACUGAAGGAUGAGCGCUACUACCCGGCCUUUAAGCAGAGCCCGCUCUACGUGCGCAUGCUGGCAGAGCUGGACAUGCUCAAAGAGCCCAGCUACCGCGGCUCCGACGACGGCGACGGAGAAUCUUUCAAUGGCUCUCCCACCGGGAGCAUUAACCUGUCUUUGGAUGACUUGAGCAACUCCUGCCAUGAUGAAUCUAUGCAGCUCCACGCUUUCAUCUCUGACACCGCUGACGCUUGUAUUCCCGGCUUGUGGGCUGCCGCAGGUGUGUGCAAUGAGCAUGGGAAGACGUACGCGCUUUACGCCAUCACUGUAUUCAGACGCAACCCGGACGGCAGCGAGGAUUGCUGGAAGACGUACCGGCGCUACUCCGAUUUCCACGACUUCCAUAUGAGGAUCACCGAACAGUUUGAGAACUUGACGUCCAUCCUCAAGCUCCCGGGGAAGAAAACCUUCAACAACAUGGACAGAGACUUCCUGGAGAAGAGAAAAAAAGACCUCAAUGCUUACCUACAGUUGCUGCUGAACCCCGAGAUGGUGAAGGCGUGCCCGACUCUUGUCCCGUACGUCUAUGACUUCCUGGAGAACAAAGCCUACAACAAAGGCAAAGGAGACUUUGCACGCAAGAUAGACACGUUUGUCAAUCCCCUGCGGAGCUCCAUGAGGAACGUGUCCAACGCGGUCAAGUCCCUCCCCGACAGUCUGGCCGAGGGCAUGAACAAAGUGUCGGACAACAUGGGCCGCAUGUCCGAAAGACUGGGCCAGGACAUCAAGCAGUCCAUAUUCAAGGUGCCUCCUCUUCUUCCCAAGCCGGACAUCGACCCCGAACACUGUCGAGUCUCGGCACAGUUGGAUGACAAUGUAGACGACAACAUCCCGCUGCGUGUCAUGCUCCUGCUGAUGGACGAGGUGUUCGACCUGAAGGAGAAGAACCAGUGGCUGCGCAGGAACAUCAAGAACCUGCUGCAGCAGCUCAUACGGGCCACUUACGGCGACACCAUCAACAGAAAAAUUGUGGACCACGUGGACUACUUAACUUCUCCAGAGCAGGUGGCAGACUACGUCAAGAAGUUCAGAGACUCCUACUGGCCUAAUGGGAUUCUGGCGGAGACCCCGCCUCGGCGGGACAAGAGUAUCCGGAUGAGGACACGAGUUGCUGCCAAGACCAGUCUGCUGGGCAUCAUGCCGGACGAGCUGAAGCACAUCAUCGGCGCGGAAACCACGCGCAAGGGCAUCCUGCGCGUCUUCGACAUGUUCCAGUACCAGCCCACAAACCGGCGGCUGGUCUACGUCUUCCUGGAGGGCUUCUUGGAGACCAUGUUCCCUCAGUACAAGUUCCCCGAGCUCUUUGUCAAGCUGCACUCCCGCUCGCCGCGCAUCCACAGAUACAGCCACAAACUCAAAGGAUCCUCCCUCAAGAGGUGACAGGAGUGGACCGAGCCAGAUGGACACAGAGAGAAGUAGACACACACACACACACAUGGACACACAUGUUACACGCACAGACUUGAGAGCUAAAUGUGACAUUGGGUAAGGGGCUUAAUGUGAACUUUAAGGGGUGAAGCCCUCAUGUCUUCUCAUUGAAAACACUCCAAAUAAUAAUAGGGAUAUUACACAUCACUUGCAUCCCACAUGACAGCGUUUUAGUCCCCCUUCGGUUUUGGACGUUUUUAGUUUUGCUGAACUGGGUCAGUCUG